GCACAUAACAGAUUUGAUAUCCAUCAGUGCUUCUGCAAACCUGGAUGAGUCACUGGUCUCUGAAAGAAACACAGGGCAGGAGGGGAAGGAGGGGAGGAGGGUGCUGCUCUCUCCUGGGAGAGCUGGCUGUCUUGCGUGUCAUUUGUGAGGACUAGGCACGAUUGGAGAGUGAGGCAGGAAAGAGAGGGAGAUUAGGAGUGUCUGGGUGGGUGGGAUUGAAGAUGAUGGGGAAGAAGAGGAGAUAGAGAGAUAGAUAGAGAGGGAGAUGGGGUUUGUUUGUUGUUUUGUAUUUAGCUCAUCAUCACUCUUGAAGUAAAUUUUGUAAGGAUGGAUGGAGGAACAAAGUCCACAGAGACCUGAAUUCAUUACUCGAUUCAUAUCUAUAGAUUUUCUCUCUCUCUCUUUCACUCUUUCUCUCUUUUUGUGUUGAGUAAAUCUGGAUCCAGAGAGUGACAUGUUGCUCUGGAUGGGAAGUGAGACAGUGGGGCGAGAGUAAGAGGAGGAUGGCGUACACACAGUUGGAACCCAUCAAUGAGGGUCUUCUGUCCAGACUGUCUGACUUCCUGUUGUGUCGCUGGUCGUGCCGCUCCUGCUGGCAGUGGUGCUGGGAGUGCAGCUGCUGUCAGCCCACUGAUGAGGAGGUGGAGAUUCUGGGGCCUUUUCCAGCUCAGACUCCAUCAUGGCUCGUCAAUGAAUGCAAUGACGAGAGAGGCACAAAUUCUCACAUCAUGGCCGAAAACCAUGCUUCACCUGCUCAAACUGACACCACUGUAAACUGCAAGCCACCAAACUCAGAAACUUCCAGAUCCAGCUUCACCCUAGCAGGCCAGCUCACCAGUCUGAAUGCACGACGGCCAAGCUCCCCCAUGGUGGAUGUAAAGCCGAUUGAAUUUUGGGCCAUGGGACCCCGGAAGGAAGUGGUGCAGCCUCUGCGUAAGCCCCCGACACCACCAGAUGACUACUUCCACAAACUAGAGCCUCGUCUGUAUUCUCUGGACUCAUGCAGCGAUGAUGUUGACUCUCUAACGGAUGAAGAGAUCCUGGUGCGGUACCAACUGGGCAUGCUGCACUUCAGCACACAGUAUGAUCUCAUCAACGCCCACCUCAUCGUGCGAGUCAUUGAGGCCCGGGAUCUGCCCCCUCCCGUAACAUGCGAUGGUGCUCGCCAAGACAUGGCCCACUCGAACCCCUACGUGAAGAUGAGCCUACUGCCUGACCACAAGAACUCCAGGCAGACGGGUGUUAAACGCAAGACCCAGAACCCAGUUUUUGAAGAGCGCUUCACUUUUGAGGUCCCCUUCCUGGAGGCCCAGAGACGCACCCUACUCCUCUCUCUGGUCGACUUUGACAAGUUUUCCCGGCACUGUGUCAUCGGGAAAGUGUCUCUUCCUCUUAAUGAAGUUGAUCUAGUGAAGGGAGGACAUUGGUGGAAGGCCCUGGUGCCCAGCUCUCAGAAUGAGGUUGAGCUUGGUGAGCUUCUUCUGUCCUUAAACUACCUGCCCAGUGCUGGCAGGUUAAAUGUGGACAUCAUCCGAGCAAAGCAGCUGCUUCAGACAGACAUGUGCCAAGGUUCAGAUCCUUUUGUUAAGGUGCAGUUGGUGACAGGUCUUAAGUUGAUAAAGACUAAAAAAACAUCCUGUAUGAGGGGCACCAUUGACCCCUGCUACAACGAGUCAUUUAGCUUCCGUGUACCUCAAGAGGAACUGUGUGAAGUCAGUCUUGUGUUCACAGUUUACGGCCAUAACAUGAAGAGUAGCAACGAUUUUGUUGGUCGCAUUGUGAUUGGCCAGUUCUCCAGCGGCCCGCAGGAAACCAUGCACUGGCGCAGGCUCCUGAGCUCCCAGCGCACUCCAGUGGAACAGUGGCACAGCCUGCGCUCCCGUGCCGAGUGUGACCGUGUCUCUCCGGCUUCACUCGAGGUCACAUAAUACUAACACAGGACAGCCACUGAAGGUGGGAUAGAGAUCUAUGGAAAAGAACUAAACUGCAAGAACUAAAAAUUCAAACACAAAAAUCUGGGAGUGUCCCGACAUUUCUGUGUGUAAUUUUUAAUGGUUUGAAACAUAAACUAAUAGAUCUAUUCUCCACUGAAUACUGGGCUCUGUCUUGAUUUUAUUUGUGUUCACUCUCCCUUACCAUUAUUAUAAUGGAGAGAUGUAGACCGUAGAAAAGACCAUUUAUGAUGACGAGCAGAAACCUGCUGUCCAUGUUUUCUUUUUAUCACAUUGAUACUAUCUUACAUGGGAGCACAAUAAUCUCAUCAUCAUCUGAUUCUCAGCUGCGUUCAGGCUGCGUUCAGACAGUUGAGACCACACCUAACCACUAGUUUGGUCUGCAGUGUUUUAAUAAUAAUAUUGUUUCUUUUUUCAGACUUCAAUAUGAUUGCAGUUCUUGAAGUAUAGGUGGAAAUCUGUGGCAACACAGUUGGUCAUUUUUAUUGCGCAAUUUGAAUGUUUAAAGUACGAUUUUACACCAAAGCUUGGUUUAGUUGUGUUUUGUGACAUGUAUCACUGUUCUCCAUGCACACAUUGAUCUUUAAUUGUGUUUAAGUGUUUGUGAGUGUGUGUUUGUUUGGUAAAUGUUUGCACUUAUGGCAGCUGAGGUCUUCAGAAACCCUAAGAGGCCAUGCAUUAUUUUGUUUUUAUAUUUUCAUGUUGUUGACUUGUUCUGAAUAUACCAAAGUUUUUUUUCUUGUGAUCUGGACUUUCACUUUUCUAUAUGUUUCUCACUAUUUCUCGUGUCAUCUUUCAAACAUCACAAAAGUUUGGGGUCAGGAAGGAUUUUUACUUUUUUUUUAAUAGAAAUAAAUAUAUUUAUUAGGCAAGGAUGCAUCCGGUUAAUCAAAAGACAUUUAUUUAUAUUUAAUGUAUCAUGGUUUAUACAAAAAUAAAAUAAGAAGCCUAUUAGAAUGAUUUCUGAAGGAUCACGUGCCACUAAAAUCUAGAGCAAGGAUCGGCAACCUUUUCGGCAUGACGUGCCAUUUUUAAUUUUUAUGGUUAACCACAGUGCCAACAUCGCCCAACCCCCAAUAAAUGCAACAAUGUAGUUAUUUUGAGAUAACAAGAAAAUUAAGUCAAAAGACUCCCGGAAAAAAAAGAAAAUGUAUGCCUUGUAAAUGCUUAAAUGUUAGUGUCUGCACAACAGUGAACAUUCUUUCACAGCUUGGGCAAUAUAAAGCCAUGCCAAGAAGCAAGAAGUUGCAGAUACAUGCAUUUCUCUUUGCUCUGUUACUUUCAUUCCACGCUUUUGCCAAGUUCAGUUCAAGUACUGUAUUAUCAACAACGUGGAGCUGUAUUGUGUCUCAACUCUUUCUCAUUCAGUCUACGAAGUAUGUAAGAUUAAAUAGGAUACUUUUGGGGAAAAAAUAUGUACUUAGCAUAGAGUCGAAGUGCAGUCAGAAACAUUACUGUAUCCGUCUUCUAAAUCUUUCUUCUGUGUGACCUGUGCGAGAUACGUGUUUGUUUCAGGUCAAUUGUAUGUUUCCACCAAUGUCAAUAUUGAUGUAGAUCAUUACAAAUGAUUAGAGUGGUAAUAUUGACACAUAAUAAUAAUGACGCUGUGCCAGUGAAGAUAUGUAUUUAUUUAGAUAUAAAAUGCAUAUAAUAGCUAUAUAAUUAUCUCUAAAACAUAUCUGUGUAUAUUAUAACUUAAAUAGUGUAGAGAGAAUUGAACAAAGCAUGUUGAAAUAUAGAUGAAAAAAAGAAAUUGAUAGAAAUAGAAUAUAGAUAAAUCAUGAAAUAAUUAUUUUUUUAAAAAAGCUGUUAAAAUGUCACAAAGAAUAUGGUUUCAGUGGGGACUGUUUUUAACUGUCUGCAUUAUAUUCUAAACAGAAAUGUUUAGUCCACCAUCUCCCUGUCUGCUUUGAAACUUCUUUGAAACUGAUGCUGUCCAUGUAAUGGUGUAUUAAGUGUGAGCAGAAAUGAAGCAGACCUCUGAUCAGCAGAAUCCCUUUAAAGGUCUCUUUCACAGAGAUUGUAAUGUGUGAAUCAAUCAGAGAGAUGUAUUAAGUGAGGAAAGGCUAGUUUGGUUGUUUCAUAAUGCAUUAAAGUGAUGUUUAUUAC
Molecule: messenger RNA, 4061 nt
Organism: Cyprinus carpio (common carp)
Lineage: Eukaryota; Metazoa; Chordata; Actinopteri; Cypriniformes; Cyprinidae
Product: synaptotagmin-17-like
Biological process (GO): cellular response to calcium ion; regulation of calcium ion-dependent exocytosis; regulation of dopamine secretion
Cellular component (GO): membrane
Molecular function (GO): clathrin binding; calcium ion binding; phosphatidylserine binding
Source: RefSeq, a predicted model, not a curated record